AUGGCUGUAUUGAACGAGAUCACGAAGGAGAAGAAAACCCAGGGCCGGCAGAGAAUAGAAAUUAAAAAGCUUGAAAACGGAAGCAACAAACAAGUCACCUUCUCCAAGCGCCGUUCCGGCCUCUUCAAAAAGGCCGCCGAGCUCAGCGUCCUUUGUGGUUCCGAGGUCGCCGCCCUCGUCUUCUCCCCCAAUAGCAAGCUCUUCGCCUUCGGUCACCCCUCCGUCGACUCCAUCGUCCUCCGAUACGCUCAUGGCACGAAUACUGCUGCUGCCGCCGCCGCCGCCAGCACUUCUACUAAUGUUGUUACGAAUGUUUUUGAAGAGUUUAACAGAGAUUAUGUCGAGGCAGUGAAAGAGCUUGAGGCCGAGAAGACUAGGUUGGCGGAGGAGAAGAAGAAAGAGAAGAUCGGCGGCGAAAAGUUCUGGUGGGACGAGGGGAUAGAGGGUAUGGGAAUGGAGGAGCUGAGGCAGCAUAUGGCCGCGCUGAUUGAGCUAAGGAGGAGAGUGGCUGCAAGGGUUCAGGAGUUGAAGGCAGCGCCACCGGAAAACGCUACUUCUUUGGCGGUUGUAGUCCCGCUGCAGCCAUCGUCGUUUGGCCAUGCUCGCCUAGGGUUUGGGAAUGGAAAUAUGCAUUUCUGA
Messenger RNA from Morus notabilis, 639 nucleotides. Its product is annotated as agamous-like MADS-box protein AGL61. The record is from RefSeq and is a predicted model, not a curated record. NCBI's taxonomy places the organism in Eukaryota, Viridiplantae, Streptophyta, Magnoliopsida, Rosales, Moraceae. Bases 1 to 639 code for a protein of 212 amino acids. Gene Ontology annotation, biological process: positive regulation of transcription by RNA polymerase II. Gene Ontology annotation, molecular function: DNA-binding transcription factor activity, RNA polymerase II-specific; protein dimerization activity; RNA polymerase II cis-regulatory region sequence-specific DNA binding. The transcript has a single exon.